Alternaria atra is the source of this 927-nucleotide messenger RNA. RefSeq lists its product as uncharacterized. The coding region runs from base 1 to 927 and encodes 308 amino acids. The transcript has 2 exons. Gene Ontology annotation, molecular function: pyrroline-5-carboxylate reductase activity. Lineage: Eukaryota; Fungi; Ascomycota; Dothideomycetes; Pleosporales; Pleosporaceae. Gene Ontology annotation, biological process: L-proline biosynthetic process. The record is from RefSeq and is a predicted model, not a curated record.
AUGCCAGACCUAACUCUCUGUAUGCUGGGAUGCGGUAAUCUCGGUACACCCAUCCUACAAAGUCUCAUUAACGCCCCUCCCAACUCUCUCCAUGGCAUCACCCAAUUCAUCGCCUGCGUCCAAAGCGAAAGUUCCGAAGCGCGGCUCAAAACACUAUUCACCCAAAACGGAAACAUGCGCAUCUCGAGAAACGACAAUGUAACCGCCAUCAAAGACUCAGACGUCAUAAUCCUUGGCGUUGACCCUUCGCAAGUCGAAGCGAUGUUAAAGAAUGACGGCAUCAAAGAAGCGUUACGAGGAAGGCUCCUCAUAAGUAUUGUUGCAGGGUGGUCGCGCCCCGCCCUAGAAUCGCUCAUCGACGCCAAAGCGGACGCCUACGAAGGCGUUGAAACCCCCGUUGAAAAAAGAACAUGGGUUCUACGUACCCUCCCCAAUGUAGCAGCACUCGUCUCCCAAUCUUUAACCGCCAUUGAACACCACCCCUCGCCCUCGUUCCCGCCUCACUACUCGGACCUAGCAACUGCCAUAUUCUCUCGAAUCGGUAAAUCCCUCCCCAUCCCACCUAGCCUCAUGCCCGCAACCACAGCCGUCAGUGGUUCGACACCCGCGUUCUGGGCCAUCAUAGUCGAUAGCCUCAUCGACGCUGCUGUUGCUGUGGGGGUUCCUCGUAAACUAGCUCAAGAGCAGAUAUAUCAGAGUAUGAGGGGCAGUGCGGAGAUGCUUCAGAGUGGGAUACAGCCGGGAGAACUGAGGGAUAUGGGGACGAGUCCUGAGGGGUGUACGAUUGCAGGAGUGAUGGUGUUGGAGGAAGGUGGGGUUAGAGGGGUCUUGGGGAGGGCGUUGAGGGAGAGUGUUACGGUUGCUAGGGCGAUGGGUAAGGUUGGUGAGGGGGAAGAGGUGCACGUCAAUGAUACUAGGAAGAUCUAG